Caenorhabditis sp. 36 PRJEB53466 is the source of this 4177-nucleotide messenger RNA. The record is from the annotation of a GenBank genome assembly. Lineage: Eukaryota; Metazoa; Nematoda; Chromadorea; Rhabditida; Rhabditidae.
AUGGCUACGGAGCAUUCUGUUAUCGAAUUCCUCCAACCGAACGAGCUAUCCUCGUGUGGCUACUGCAAGGGCACACGCGGAAACACAUCGCGCAUAGGUUGGUUGGGAUUAAAAGACAACAACGUUCAGUGUUCAUAAUCGUGGUCCAGUGCUGCUUUUUCACUCCCUCUUUCCUAUUCUCAGUUGUCCGUUUUAAGCUGCCGUACAGCAAGGACAGAUGCCGGCUCCGAACGCGGAAGGAAGUGGAUCCGGAGAAGCAUCCGGACAAGAUGCGCGAAAUAAAACUUCUAUUUCAACCGGUAUGGGGCUUCUGAAUGCAUCACUUUAACAUCUUUUUGUCUUUCUUUCUCUUUGUGCUCCCACCUUUUUGUUCGUUUCAUGGCUCCAUCUAUUCAGCGAUGCUUAUUGUACGAAUAACUGCCGAUAAUUUCCAAGACUUUGAGGACGCCGGUUGGAGCUCGUAAGUGGUCACCUCGUCCUUCUUCUCCUGCCUUCUUCAGUUCACUCCAACAAACAGCCGCAUAUAUUCCCAAUUCAAUUCAGAAUUAUCUGUUCUUUGACGCAUGAUAAAAAACGCACGAAAAACUGCUCCAUCUAUUCAGUUUAAGUUUGAAAAGUUUACAGGCAGCGCGUGGGCGCACAAGCUGCUCAAUGGGGACUACCUCGAACUGUUGGAUUUGGGCUGGAGAAGGUGGGAAGAAGUGGGAACCUCCCCUGGAGGCGGAAGAUCCCUCCGUUCAUACUGUUCCCCACUAACUCGAUGCAUUUCAGAUCAGGACGGUAUUUGUACAAACCGAACAACUCGGUUACAUGCUGCCCGCAGUACACAAUCCGUCUCGACACCACCCAGUUCAAAAUGUCGCGAAGUCAGAAGCGAGUGAUGCGGCAGAUGAACGAGUUUCUGAAAACGGGCAAACGCCCAGCACAUGCUGUUCGUGAGGAAGAUCCGGUGAAGAAGAGAGAUGAGCAACAGAUGCACGCGGAGGAGGCUUCACCUACUGGCGCCGCUGGAGGUAAAGUCGUGUCGGAAUCUCAAGAGGGACAGUCGGAGAAGCCUCCCCGGGACAAGAAAAAGAAGCAGAUCAGAAGGGAGAGGUGGGAGUUGUUUCUGUUUUUGAAAUAAAACAACAAUAAACAAUUUUUUAGAUUCGAGAAGAAUUGCCUUGAACGCAACAUCGACCCGGAAGCCAUCCGAGAGAAGCGUCGUCAGAAAGAAGAGGCCCGUCGACGCACUAUCCAGUCGUACAUUGACGAAUGGAGGCCAGACUGGAAGCACAAGAUGGAAGUUAAAUUGGUGGAUACGAAGACGGCGGAAGCGGACGCCCGUUCGCAGGAAUCGUACGAUUUGUACAAAAAGUAUCAGCGGGUAGUGCACAAAGAAGAGGCCAGGUUAGGCGGAUGGAGACGAUUUCUGAGUGAUUCGCCGUUGUUGAAGGAGCAGAGAAAUGGGUAAGAGAAGCGAUUCGUGUCUGGAUUCCAGUGCUCUUUUUGUAGAAUAACUCUCGGCUCUUUCCAUCUCUGGUUCCUUCUCGACGAUAAAAUCAUCGCCGUGUGCGUCGUCGACUUUCUUCCGACGUGCCUCUCUGCCAAAUAUAUGUACUAUGAUCCCGACUACUCAUUCCUUUCCAUUGGUACUUAUACGGCACUCAGGUGAGAUUCAAACGACGGAGAAACUUCUGAGCUUCUGGUGUUUUUUCAGAGAAAUCCAUUUUAUUCAAACACUGCCACAGACGGAGCGCCAGCUCAUUUACUACUACAUGGGCUAUUACAUCCAUUCGUGUCCUAAGAUGCGCUACAAGGCUAAGUUCCAUCCGAGCGAUCUGCUUUGCGAUCAGUCUCUCCGUUGGGUGCCUUACGAGGAGUGCCGUCGGCUUCUCGACGCCUCAACUUCUGAAAAUGGAUGCGUCGCCUUCUGUCCUCAAGCCCAACGUCCUCCGUCCUUGCACACAGAUGAUAUGACCAUCAUCGUUCACCAAGUACUCACUCCUUUCCCAAUAGCUAUCGAGGAACACGAAAACGCCGAUGAAGCCAGAGCAGUCGCCGAGCAAGUUCGUCAUGUCGCAACGCUUCUGUCGCCGAAACUCGAUGACGUCUACUUUUGGUUCAGCGAGUUCAAUACAUAAAUCCUUGUACAAGCUUGUAUCUACAUCCACUUAAAUACUACGUCAAUCGUUCUUUAAUUUAAAUGCCGUUCAGUUCCGCUCCCCGGUGUAUUAUCAAUAAUGUUCGUAUUUAGAAUUAUGAUGGUUAUGUAUUCAAAUGCUAUUUUCUCGUUAUUCUCAUGAACUUUAAGGAAAUAAAUGAUUUACGGGAGUUUCUGGUUCUUCGAAGCGUGCGGGCGCCUGUGCAAAUACCGGAACAUACGCAAUUGCGCGGCAUUUCAGUUGCUUGCAGACGACCGACGUCGACGUGUACGGUUGAGUAGCCACUGGGUUUUGAUCGCUCUUUGUCACUCAUUAUUCAGUAUUUUUUCACACGGAAUCUCAAUUACGAACUGACUGAUUACAGAGAUGACCUCAACACGGGUUCUCCUCGUGCUGCUCGCCGCCGUCGCUUGCGUCGCGGCUCAGAAUAAUCCGAUUUUCAAGAAGUGGGUUGAAAGAGCCUGAAGAUUGCUCAAACUGGAGCAAUAUUCGGGAAGACAAUUGCUUACAAAUAUUUUAAAAGUUCUAGGUUCGAGUACAAACAUUCGUUCCGUGCUCCGAACCUCGCGCAACGAGAUGGAUCGAUUCCAUUUUGGAUCGUGAGCGGGGACGCAAUCGCUUCUGGAGAGCAGCUCCGUCUGGCUCCAUCGAUGAGAUCUCGGAAGGGAAUUGCAUGGAAUAAACGGGCGUUCACGGAGAGCGAGAACUUCCAGGUAUCCCUACUUUUUAAUUCAACCGGUCAUUUCUGAUGCUUCCAGGUCGAUAUUGCGCUGAAAGUGGGCGGACAAGGACGUUUGGGAGCUGAUGGACUCGGAAUCUGGUACACUUCUCAGCUCGGAUCCCUCGGACCAGUGUUCGGAGCCAAUGAUUUCUGGACCGGAAUGGGAUUGUUCCUCGAUUCGUUCGACAACGAUGGACAGAAAAACAACCCGCAAGUCUCUCUGAUGCUCAACGACGGAACCAGAUCCUACGAUCAUCACACCGACGGAUCGCAGCAGAUUCUGUCCAGCUGCCAGCGUGACUUCCGUAACAAGCCGUAUCCAGUGCGUAUUCGCAUCGAAUACCUCAAGAACGUGCUGACUGUUCACAUUGACGACGGAAUGCAGCCAACGCCGCGCUACGAACUGUGCAUGCGCUCCGAGAACAUCUUCCUCCCACGUAGCGGAUACUUCGGAGUGUCGGCGGCCACCGGAGGACUUGCCGACGAUCACGACGUUCUCGACUUCUCCGUUUUCUCUCUGUUCAACGAACAGCAGAAGCCGUUGCCAGUGGCCGAGCAGAUUCCGCAGCAGGAGAAGCAGAAGUACGACGAAGAGUUCGAGAGACAAAUGAAGGAGUACGAGCAGGAGAGAGCCAAGUUCAAGGAGCAGCAUCCGGACAAGGUGAAGGAGGACGACGAGUACGAUCCGAACAAGUACUACGAGGACGCCACCGCCCGCGAACUUCGUCUCAUCUACGAGUCACAGAACGCCAUUCAUCAAGUCAUGCAGAACAUGGAUCAAAGAUUGGCGCAGAUUCAACAGGCGCAGCUCACCGGAAGCGCUGCCGCUGUGCCCCAACAAGCAGCGGGAGCGGCUCCAGUGCAGGCGGCAGCCGGAGGAGCUAGCUUCCAACAGCACGAGAAGAACGAAGUAAUCACUUCGCUUCGAGACCUCACUCAAUCUGUUCGAGACAUGAAGCAGUACGUAAAUGAGAUCUUCACGAAGACGUACAAUAUGGAGCAGAAGUUGACCCAAGGAGGCGGCGGCGGUGCAGCAGCUGGAGGCGUCGACAGCAGCAUGCAUCAGAAGGUGGACUCACUGCUCAACGAGCUCAGGACAGUGAGAGCCACUCAGAUUCAGACGGUUAGCAUCUCUUGAUCUUUCCCAUCAAACUAUCUUUGCUUUCAGAGCGGUCCCGGAGCGGCUGCGAACUGUCCGAAUGUGUCGUGCGUCUCUUCGACCAUUUUCCUGGCAAUCAUCUUUGUCCAAUCCGCCAUCAUAGUUGGCGUCGUCUAUGUGCGAAGCAAGCAGGACAAAGCCAAAUUCUACUAA